Molecule: messenger RNA, 675 nt
Organism: Phytophthora nicotianae INRA-310
Lineage: Eukaryota; Oomycota; Peronosporomycetes; Peronosporales; Peronosporaceae
Exons: 1
Source: RefSeq, a predicted model, not a curated record
AUGGCGGAAGAAGGCGGUACGAAGAAAAAUACUGAGAAGAAGAAAACAGCAACUCGAGGAAAGGCAUGGGGAGAAGAUGAAGUCCAUGUGCUUAUCUCCGCCUGGAAGUCAGCUACCUUACGCUCUAUGCCUGUAGGCUCAACGGCUAAGAUGCUUAAUCAGGUGAUUUACAACGAGUAUUUAGGUAGACUGGCUAAUCGGAAAGCAGUAGAGACUGGCUCGGUGACGUUGUCCGCAGACGAAUUCAAAACUGCUUGUGCUACUGAAGGACCAGAAGGUGGGCUUGAUGUUUGUGAUAGCGCGUUCCGUCCACUAUCGCUACGGUCUACUGAAGCCAAAGUGGCCUCGCUUAAACAGUCGUUUUCGCUCAUCUCAGAUCACAACAAUGGGUCGUUGGUGGGUAGCACAGGCCGCCCUGCGUGGUUUCAACAGAGCCAAGAAGAAUGCGCUGCUGUUCUCAAAAAGUGGAAACGAGUUGCAUUUAGCGAGGCCUCUUACACACUUCUCUCUGACGUAUUUGAAGACGACCCCUCGAUUAAUGCUAUCAGUGGUGGUGUUUCAUUGGGGUCCGGUAAGCGUUCGAGUAAAAAUACAAGCUCUGUGAGCGGAUCUGCCCAGAAGAAGAGAAAGACGGAGGACCUAGCAAAAGCUAUGCAGGCUAUCAUGGAUGGAGCG